Molecule: messenger RNA, 477 nt
Organism: Leishmania mexicana MHOM/GT/2001/U1103
Lineage: Eukaryota; Euglenozoa; Kinetoplastea; Trypanosomatida; Trypanosomatidae
Exons: 1
Coding region: 1-477 (158 amino acids)
Source: RefSeq, a predicted model, not a curated record
AUGCGCUACCCCAUGGUAGCCGCGACGGGGUCAUUCGACGUGUGGCGUCUGCAACAGUAUGCGGCGGCGUGCCCUGCCACCUACGUCAUCGAGCCCAUCACGGAGGCGCUGGCGGAACGCACGCGGAGGAUGAAGUGGUCCUUCGACCUCUGCGGCAACUUCCGCGACGCCGCCGACUUCGCGGCGCGGGGAAUAGGCUUCGUCGCUCUGCAAAGGGCGACCGGCGACAUUGCAGCCGAUGCGUCCAGCUUUGCCAUCUGCGACGGAGGUGUUGAGGUGGAGGUAGACACGGCGGAGUCACAUCAACGUCGCGGCUUGGCGCUGGCGUGCUCUGCUCGGCUCAUCUUGGAGUGCCUGAAGCGUGGCCUAUAUCCGAACUGGGAUGCGCACGUGCCGCACUCGGCGCACCUGGCAGAGAAACUCGGCUACACGCGAGGCACACCGUACAAGGCCUACGUUGAUGAGCUCCCAACAUGA